Messenger RNA from Bufo bufo (common toad), 1834 nucleotides. RefSeq names its product delta 4-desaturase, sphingolipid 1 (gene DEGS1). The record is from RefSeq and is a predicted model, not a curated record. Gene Ontology annotation, cellular component: membrane. Lineage: Eukaryota; Metazoa; Chordata; Amphibia; Anura; Bufonidae. Gene Ontology annotation, molecular function: sphingolipid delta-4 desaturase activity. Bases 115 to 1086 code for a protein of 323 amino acids. Gene Ontology annotation, biological process: ceramide biosynthetic process. The transcript is spliced from 3 exons.
GCGGUGUGUCCGGUGUGGGCGUGGCCGGCCUGGGCUCUGGUGAGUUCGGUGUAGCGGAGCAGUCAGUGCGCAGUGUCCACGCAGUGUCCUCAGUACAGCGCUCACACCGCAGCCAUGGGGAAUACGGUGGCCCGGGAGGACUUCGAGUGGGUUUACACCGACCAGCCGCACGCUGAACGCCGGAAGGAGAUCCUGGCCAAGUAUCCCGAGAUAAAGCAGCUUAUGAAACCUGAUUCUAACCUAAUAUGGAUCGUCUGUAUGAUGGUUCUCACUCAGUUCCUGGCCUUUUACCUGGUGAAGGACCUGGACUGGAAGUGGCUCAUGUUCUGGACAUACGUGUUUGGAAGCUGCAUCAGCCAUUCCAUGACCCUGGCCAUCCAUGAGAUUUCUCACAACUGCGCAUUUGGAAACAAUAAGGCCUUGUGGAACCGUUGUUUUGGGAUGUUCGCCAACCUGCCCAUUGGCCUUCCUUACUCAAUCUCCUUCAAGAGGUACCACAUGGACCACCAUCGCUACCUGGGUGGAGACGGCAUCGACGUGGAUAUUCCCACCGAUUUCGAGGGCUGGUUUUUCUGCACUUCUCUGAGGAAGCUUGUGUGGAUCAUCCUGCAGCCGCUCUUCUACACCAUUCGGCCCAUCUGUAUCAACCCCAAGCCCAUCUCUCGUCUGGAAAUGAUCAACCUGGUGGUGCAGUUUUCCUUCGACGCCAUGGUUUACUAUUUCUUGGGUGUGAAGACCAUGGUUUACAUGCUGGUUGGAUCUAUUCUGGGACUCGGACUCCAUCCUAUAUCUGGGCACUUCAUCGCUGAACAUUACAUGUUCUUAAAGGGACACGAGACCUACUCCUACUAUGGGCCGUUAAACUACCUGACCUUUAAUGUUGGCUACCACAACGAGCACCAUGACUUCCCAAGUGUUCCAGGCAAGAACCUGCCUCUGGUGCGGAAGAUCGCAGCGGAGUACUACGACCCCCUGCCGCAGUACUCCUCCUGGGUGAAGGUGCUCUAUGACUUUAUAAUGGACGACACACUCUGCCCCUACUCCCGGGUCAAGCGGGAACUUAAAGGCGAGAUAAAACAGGAAUGAUUCCUCUAGGACACUUCCUUUUGGCCCUCAGGGGUCCCAUACGCUUUAGUUUUGGGAAUAUGGAGUCUGCAGUACAAGGAGCCCCGAAAAUAUAAUUGCACCAGGACCCUCUCAGACUCCAUUUUUACACUCCAAAUGCUUCUAAUAUAAAAGCUAGAUAGAUAGAUAUAUUUUUUUUGUAAUUUAGGCGUGGGUUGUCAAGGGGUUAAAGAGUAGCCGUUACCCAUAGCAGCCAAUAUGGAGGAUGGCCCAUGACAUCACCUAGGUGGCCAUAUUGUACGCUAAACGGUCUUCAGAAGCUUCGGAAGUUGUGUUGCAUCUGAUUCGCGGCAAUGCGUUUUCCGGAAAAGUCGCCCGUGAUGGAGGCUCCUGCUAACCGCAAGUGUGUCGUAUCAUUUCAGGUCGCCAUGUGUAUCCCCUAGGUUCCCCUGUUGUUACUAUACGUCUGGGUGGUCCUCAUAGGCUGCCUGUGUAAUACACUGGGUGUGUCUGUAGGGGUCGCUCUUUUCAUCCCUCCCGCUACGAGGUCCAUAUGUCCUAAGUCUAGAGCUUAUUAAGAGCCAGAGAAUCUUUUCCACUGCCCUCCCCUUUCCUUUUUAUUACUUUAAUGUGCCCUUGACAGGAGGCUUUCACUUUGCCAGUAGAGGAUAUCUUAUCAGCAGGACCUGGACUAUGGCUGGGACCCAAUGACGUUGGAUAGGACCUGGACUAUGGCUGGGACCCAAUGACGUUGGAUAGGACCUGGACU